AUGGCACCCAAAUUCCUGACUGGCGACAAGGCAGGCAUUGAGGAGUUCCUCGACAAGUUCGAUGUCUUUCUAUUCGACUGCGAUGGCGUCCUGUGGUCAGGCGAUCAUCUUUUCGAGGGCACCAAGGAGACCAUCGAGAUGCUCAGAAGCAAAGGCAAGCAAUUGGUCUUUGUGACCAACAACAGCACAAAGUCGCGUGCAGACUACAAGAAGAAGUUUGACAGCAUGGACAUUCCUUGCAAAGUGGAAGAAGUCUUCGGCUCUGCCUACAGUGCAGCCAUCUACAUUGCGCGCAUUCUCAAGCUCGAGGCGCCCAAGAACAAGGUCUUCGUUCUCGGAGAAUCGGGCAUCGAGGCCGAGCUGGCGUCUGAGAAUGUCCCAUACUGCGGCGGUACCGAUCCCAACCUUCGUCGCGAAAUGAAGCCAGAAGACUUCACCAACAUUGCUAACGGUAGUGCUCUCGAUCCUGACGUCGGGGUUGUGUUGGCCGGUCUCGACUUCAACGUCAACUACCUGAAGCUGAGCAUGGCAUACCACUACCUCCGCAGAGGAGCCGUCUUCCUGGCCACAAACACCGACUCGACUCUACCCAACUCACACACUCUCUUCCCUGGUGCUGGAUCAGUGGGUGCUCCUCUGGUCAAGGCAUGGGGCAAGGAGCCUCUAGCACUGGGCAAGCCUAGUCAAGCUAUGAUGGAUGCGGUCGAGGGCAAAUUCCAAUUCGACCGCAGUCGUGUUUGCAUGAUUGGAGACCGUCUCAAUACAGACAUCCAAUUCGGUAUCGAGGGCAAGCUUGGAGGUACAUUGGCCGUCCUGACUGGUGUGAGCAAGAAGGAGGAGUUCCUGGCGGAGGACGCUCCUGUGGUUCCAUCGGCCUAUGUCAACAAGCUCGGUGACCUCUUGGGUUAG
Molecule: messenger RNA, 909 nt
Organism: Aureobasidium namibiae CBS 147.97
Lineage: Eukaryota; Fungi; Ascomycota; Dothideomycetes; Dothideales; Saccotheciaceae
Product: 4-nitrophenylphosphatase
Exons: 5
Coding region: 1-909 (302 amino acids)
Molecular function (GO): phosphoglycolate phosphatase activity; alkaline phosphatase activity
Source: RefSeq, a predicted model, not a curated record